Molecule: messenger RNA, 1633 nt
Organism: Diachasmimorpha longicaudata
Lineage: Eukaryota; Metazoa; Arthropoda; Insecta; Hymenoptera; Braconidae
Gene: HemK1
Product: MTRF1L release factor glutamine methyltransferase
Exons: 5
Coding region: 548-1582 (344 amino acids)
Biological process (GO): protein methylation
Cellular component (GO): mitochondrion
Molecular function (GO): protein methyltransferase activity; nucleic acid binding
Source: RefSeq, a predicted model, not a curated record
AAAUUGAGGAGUGGGAGUUUUUGGAGGCGCCAACAUUAAUGGCAAAUAUUAAGGUCUGUCUGAACAUUUGGGGACACUCAAUGCGGUAGUAUGAAAACAACCUUGCCAGGUUAUGGUUUUCGGAGACCUCGCAUGACCUAUUAAUCUACUCUACGUACAUGAAACAUACACUUAGGCCAUUUCCCACUGCCAAGGGCGGGGGACACUUGGGGACAGUUGAAACCUAAUGGCUUUAUUAGUUUAAGUGCAAACCCAUUUGGUUAGGAUGGGGACUAGGUUUGAAGCUUUAGAGGGUUAGGAAUGUAUUUGGGAAUAAGGAAAUAAUGUGGGCAUACAACAGCAUUUUCACAUUUCGCGGAUAAAAAGGUGAAUUAAUACUGCCAUCUAUGACAUCAAGGCCCCAGAACAUCACAUAACCGAUUUAGAAAUUUUAAAUCCACAAAUAUCGAUACGCCCGACAUAUCGACGCACACUAUCGAAGGUCGAAACACUUAUCGAUAUCCGUGAGUAUCGAUACCGAAUUGAGAAUUACUAACCCUAGGUCAGGAUGACCGCCUAUAAAAUAUUCCUCCAAAACUUCUGUAAAUUCAACGUCUGCCACUCGAAUCGAAUCAAAUAUUCGGCGACUCGCAGUUAUCACUCGACACGACGAAUUUUCGCUGCGGGGACUGGCGAUGAUACACUUAAAGGAGUCAUCAGGCACUGGAGCCAAAAGUUUGAAGACGAGGGAGUUCCCGAACCCGUGAGUUCCAUUGAACACAUUGUCGCACACGUGAUUGGAAAGAAAAGGAUCCUAGAUCUGAUGAAUUCGUUGGAUAGAAAGAUAACUGAGGAUGAGUUGCAGAGACUGGAGUCUCUGUGUGAAUGCAGAUUGUCAAGAAUGCCUGUGCAAUAUAUAAUCGGUGAAUGGGACUUCCGAGACAUCACUUUGAAGCUAGUUCCCCCGAUCUUCAUACCCCGCCCUGAAACCGAAUUCUUCAUCGACUUCAUCCUGAAAAGACUCUCGGAGACCACCAAUGAUACCUCAACUGUCCUAGAAAUUGGAACGGGCUCUGGUGCUAUUUCCCUAGCUCUAGCCCAUUCCUGUGAUAAGGUGCGAUGCGUAGCCAUUGAUCAAAACCCACAUGCUUGUGACCUUGCGAGAGAGAACUGUCGAAAUCUGAAGCUCGACGAUCGAAUUUCAGUCGUCAAUGCUACACUGGAGGCUCCAGGGAGGAUUACAAGUGUCAGUGGAGAUUGUGGUAUUCAUUUCGAAGGGGAAAAAUUCGACUUCAUCGUUAGCAACCCACCGUAUAUUCCUACUAAAAAAAUUAUGGAGCUGGAACCUGAGAUUAAAGUUUUCGAAGAUAUCAGAGCACUGGACGGUGGGCCGGAUGGCCUGAAACUGAUAAAGCCUAUCAUGAGGUAUGCCUCGACAUCGCUGAAACCCGGUGGUCACUUAUUCCUAGAAGUCGACUCAUCCCACGGCGAAUACAUCAAAUUUUUCACGGAAAAAUUCACGGACCUCAGCCUGAAAUUCUGUCACAUUUACAAGGAUUACUGCAACAAUGACAGAUUUAUUGAGAUAACUAAGCUAGAAUAAUCGAACCAUAUAAAUAACAACUGUACAAAUUCACAUAAACUAUUAUUUAAU